AGCCUACUCCAAACAACAACCCUCUCAUCACUCCAAUCAUCAACACAACUCUCAUUUUCAUGCUUUCCUCCGCUACUCCGAUCGCUGUUUUCGCUACUCUUGCGACAUUUGCACUUCAGUCUAGCGCUACGCCUGUUGCUGAUCCCAGCGUCGCAGCCGCGCACCACAGCGCUCCAGCUACUGCUCAGCCGAAGCCCACCAAGCGCUGCGGUGCAAGCGGUGGCGGCUGGGGCGUCCCGUUCACCAGUGCAUUCAACAACAACGUUGGCUAUGCCUGCAGCCACUGCAACUCUAAUGAGAACGCCGUGUAUACCAGCAAUGCCAAUGCAUGCCAGGCGUGCGAUAACGUGCAUGGCAAUAACAGUGCCUUUACCAGCUUCCGCAAGCGCUGUGGGUGUGGUGAUGUUGGGUACUGCGUGUGUGCUAGCUGGCCAUGGUGCAGCGGAUAUAAGUAUCCCUGCUAUUUGUACUAGGUGGCUCCCAUGCAUAUGAACUUGUU
Linderina pennispora is the source of this 499-nucleotide messenger RNA. RefSeq lists its product as uncharacterized. The record is from RefSeq and is a predicted model, not a curated record. Lineage: Eukaryota; Fungi; Kickxellomycota; Kickxellomycetes; Kickxellales; Kickxellaceae. The transcript has a single exon. The annotation marks the transcript as partial.